Molecule: messenger RNA, 5620 nt
Organism: Betta splendens (Siamese fighting fish)
Lineage: Eukaryota; Metazoa; Chordata; Actinopteri; Anabantiformes; Osphronemidae
Gene: oprk1
Product: opioid receptor, kappa 1
Exons: 4
Coding region: 1229-2365 (378 amino acids)
Biological process (GO): sensory perception of pain; neuropeptide signaling pathway; G protein-coupled opioid receptor signaling pathway
Cellular component (GO): membrane; neuron projection
Molecular function (GO): dynorphin receptor activity; neuropeptide binding
Source: RefSeq, a predicted model, not a curated record
CUCUGACCAUGAGACCUCUCGAACGUCAUCAAUAAACUAGAAGCUGGUGGAGCAAUAGCUGUGCAGCUACAGUCAAGUGAAUCUCAGGAUAAAUAGAUGGUAAUGACUGAGAACAAAGCUGCCUUUUCACACGGACAACACCGAUUCAAACUGGUGAAACAUUCAUCCUCAAAACACGAAACUCUGAAAACUUCACUUCAUCAUGAACCCAUUUGUGUGCGCUGUAAACGUGGGUUUAUUCUGAAGGUCCCCAGCAGCACUUCCUCUCCUGCUCUGGAACUCAGACCUGCUCCACUCGGAGAGGAGCAGACUGUCCCCGUGCGCAAACACACGCUCAGCACCAGGACUCGCGCAGGCGAGACGUGACUCAGCCCGUUCAAAGUUCAAGCAGCGUUCGCACAAGUCAAGGCUGCGGCGUCUUUACCAGCAGCAGGGACCUCAUCAGCCUGUGACGGGUCUCUAAGCAACAAGUGUCAGCGCAUGAGACAAAUGGAAGGAAGCGGCACCCACGUCCUCGUGUCCAGGUUGAGAUGAGCCUCCAGUCUGGAGAGAGGCGUCAUUUAGUUACAGCUGCGUUCGCUGCGUUUUGAGGCUUCGGCGCCGCUGCUGUGAGGGUGAUUCGCAGCCUCCAAAGGUGACAUGAUGAAAGGGGGGCGCGCGAGCGUGAACGAGGUGUGAGUUGGGAGCUGAAAGGACAAAGUGUGACAAAGCAGUGAACGCGGCGCCGCACGCGCGCGUCAGGCCGUCUAAAGGUGAAGCUCAAGGUUGCCGUCGCUGCUUCCUGCCGCUCCGUCUGAUAGGACGCUGGCAUGUUUGCACUGCAGCGGUGCUCCUCAGAGGAGUUGCUAGGGAACAUUGUAUGAUGGGAAUAAAACCUCCUCACAGCGCUCCGGUUCGCUUCAUGACAUAAGGAAACUAAUGCAAACUGCCGGGCGCGUGAGCGAAGUGCGGAGUUGAGGCGUCCGCCGCUGGAGACCGCACAUCUGUCGGCUCUGAUGUCACUGAAUGAGCAGUGCGGGCUUCCAGUGCGCACCAGCGGUGGACGCAGCGCUGGAUUCAGCCCACAUCUGGAUUCGAAGCUGCGGCUCGUCAGACGCUGCCCGUCCGUUCGGCUUCAUUUCUCUGAACUUUUGGACGCAGAGGAGCAGCGGUCGCCGCACGUUCGCCUUCGCUGACCGCGAAGUUCGCCCAGUUUACGCCCAGCAGCGGCAGCGGCAGCGCUCGCGCCAUGGAGAGCGGCGUGGUGCACAUCUACAAGGAGGAGCGGUGUCCGACGGGCCAGCCGGACCGGUGCGUCCCGAACUUCACCUGGCAGCCCGGCGCGUCCGACGUGUUCAACUACACGCCCAACGGCACCUGGGACGCGGAGCCCGAGCCCAUGUCGCCCAUCAUCCCCAUCAUAGUGGCCGUGUACUCCGUGGUGUUCGUGGUGGGCUUGGUGGGCAACUGUUUGGUGAUGUAUGUCAUCAUCAGAUACACCAAAAUGAAGACGGCCACCAACAUCUACAUCUUCAACCUGGCCGUGGCCGACGCGCUGGUCACCACCACCAUGCCGUUCCAGAGCACAGACUACCUGCUCAACUCCUGGCCCUUCGGCGAGGUGGCCUGCAAGGUCUUCAUCUCCAUCGACUACUACAACAUGUUCACCAGCAUCUUCACGCUGACCAUGAUGAGCGUGGACCGCUACGUGGCCGUGUGCCACCCCGUCAAGGCGCUGGACUUCCGCACGCCCGUCAAGGCCAAGAUCAUCAACGUGGUCAUCUGGGUGCUGUCGUCGGCGGCUGGGAUCCCGGCCAUGGUCCUGGGCAGCACCCAGACCAACAACGGAACCACGGAGUGCGCCCUGCAGUUCCCCGAGCCCUACAGCUACUGGGACACCCUGAUGAAGAUCUGCGUCUUCAUCUUCGCCUUCGUGGCCCCCGUCAUCAUCAUCACCGUGUGCUACACGCUGAUGGUGCUGCGGCUAAAGAGCGUGCGGCUGCUGUCGGGCUCGCGCGAGAAGGACCGGAACCUGCGGCGGAUCACGCGCCUGGUGCUGGUGGUGGUGGCCGUCUUCGUGGUGUGCUGGACGCCCAUCCACAUCUUCAUCCUGGUCAAGGCGCUGUCGGGCAGCGUGCCCGAGACCACGGCCGUCAUGGCGGCCUACUUCUUCUGCGUGGCGCUGGGCUACACCAACAGCAGCCUCAACCCCAUCCUCUACGCCUUCCUGGACGAGAACUUCAAGCGGUGCUUCAGGGACUUCUGCUGCCCGGGGGCCCCGGGCCACGGCGACUGCCAGGGCGUGAGCCGCGUGAGGAGCACCCUGAGGGACCACUCCUGCCCCACGGACGCCCGGGGGGACAGGAGGCAGGCCCGGCCCGUAUGACUAGCCAUGGACGCGUCCUGUCAGGGCUGGGAGGACUCCAACGACCUGGGCCUGACCCAGAUCACCACCGCCAUCUGAGGAAGACGCAGACGCACAGUGGUUAUCACUGAGCUCGGAUGUCAGGGAAGUCCAGCAAAUGCAGUAAAGAUGUUUGUUAUUCGUGCUUCUAGUUGUGAGCAGGUAUUAGGUGUCAGUCUGUCCGAGCUGCUCCGUUCCUCUGGUUCUGACCAAAACACAGUGUUUGACACCUUUAAACUAAAAACCAACGGCGUGGUUGUUAUUCAGAUUCGCGCUGCUGUAGAAAAUGCUGUGGACACGAGGUCAGUGUGAGAAACAAAGAGCGGGCGUUGGAUUUAUUGACAGCGACGCAAAGACAAACAACCUGAGUCCGUUUAGAUCCUGGUGGUUGUUCAUCAUGUUCGACGUCUGUUCUGAUGAAAUCCACUCUGGUUGUUUUUCACUAUGAAAAGAUGAUGAAAUGUUUCAGCUGCGGCUGUAUUUGCAUUUGUUUACCGCCCUGUGAAUUGUCUCAUAGCCUUUAACAUUAGCGUAAAGCACACACUGCGUAUAAGUGGUAUUUUAUGUGCAGUGGAAACAGAAGCGCUGUUGCUUAGUGAGGAACAACCUGCAUUUCGAGCAUUGGAUCCAUUUUGUGUGACUUGUAGUUUGGUGCCUUGCUUUUAAAUGGCCUGUGUCACUGUUUGACUGGACGCCCCGUGAAAACAUAAUCAAGACCUUCUCAGGAAUCGCUCUCUGUGACUCACGACUCACGAACGUGAAUCGAAGGAUUUCCUCCUGAACGGGAUCCAUGACCACUGGGAACUGAACCUUGUGCCGUUCGCAUUAGUUUAUUGGAGACUGAUUCAAACUUUAAAGGCUGAUUGUGUCCAACAGUGUAAAUAAUAUUGUGUGUCUGUGUUGAACUGGGCAGAGGGCUUCAAGGCGACUGCCCGAACAACGCGGCUUUGAGCAUUUCGUGCAGUUUCAUGUUCAUUCUGUGGAAUGCCAUGUCAUCGCCUGCCAGUCGUGCGUUCAUGCAGAUGUUACUUCAGUAGAAAUGCUCUGGGUUCCAGCUUCAUCCUGACGUCGGCGGCAGCGAUUCUCCCCUUGGAGCUGCUGAUUAAAACACUCUGACCGUUUACAGAAGGUUUUAACUGGCCUUUGUUUCUGCAUCUUUGCUUCAUCUUGUAAAGAACUGAUUUACUGACGCCAGUGAAACGUGUUUGUCUAACUAAUGACCGCAGGUAGUGAUAGAAAUGUGUGGUUGUGCCUUGUUUGGUGUGCCUCACGGUAUCCAGUAUCCAGACUCAGCUCGUUUUGCUGUAUCUUUCAGCUUUGGAUGUGAAAACAAGCAUCAUGUAUGUAAAGUGAAGUCACAAUAAAGUUGUAAAAACACAAACUGACUGACUGAUAUAAGAACAGGUCUGAGUUCAGGUCUUAAUAAAACCCCCGGGGCGUCAGGAAGCCGCGAGCUUAUAACCCAGUCCCCAGUGAUUCGUUUCAGCCCUUAUUACCUGUAUUUAACUCCAGGUUAGUUUCCAUGGUGAGCACGGUGACUGAAAAGCACAAGUCCAAGGUCUAUUGUACUAACUGUGAGGCGUUUUCGUUGGCGGCCUUGCAGCGAAUUCACAAUGACUGCAAAUUCAUCCUGUGCACGAGCAGCUGGGAGCCUGUUGUUGCUGCCGUGCUCGGCUCCGUGCUCGGCUCCGGACUCGGACGGUGUCCAGGUCAUUUGGGAAAUGGACGGGUCGCAUUAGAGGGUCAGCGGUUGCGUGACGACAACAAAACACAUGCAGCAUCAGAGUAAAUAGUCAGAGCUGCCACGUCCUCACCAACAGGACAGUUCUCCCUCUGUUACUAAUAUGAUGAGUUCAGAUGCUUUAAUUGUGCAGUGUAUUAAAAUGAAGUUAGCACAAAUAUGUUUUAAUUAAUAGUGUAAAUAUUUGAAACUACCUUUAAAGUCUGAAUAUGUAACAUUCGGUGUGAAAGAGGCGAAGCUGCAGGCGGCGGUCAGACAGGGCGUUGCUAUUAUUUUAUAGCACUGUGUGUAAUUUUCUGUCAAAGGACGUGUUCUGUGCCGGAGAACGGCGCCGCUCUUCACAGCGUGUGACAGAUCUAAUGGUGCACAAUGAGCAGGAAUUCAGACGCGCACGGAGCCAGCGAUCAAUCUGUUGGGAAUCAGGAGAUGCAGUCUGUCCUCAAGGUGUGUGUGCGUUAUCCAGCAAUUAUCUUCCCUUCAGUAAUAGGUUCCUGCCUAAUGCGGCUCUAAUAGGUUUCAUUGUUCAAAGGAGAAACUGUCAGUCAUGCUGCAGAUAACAGUGAUGGAAAAAAUGUGAGCUUGGUAUUAGAAUAUACGUUUUUUAUAGACUGAUUAAUCUGGGUCCACAUUUUAAUGAAGGAUUUAAGGAGUAAAAUGAUUUUAUUUGCAUUAAGGGCAUAUGCUUUCAUUUUAAUUCAUUUAAUGGACUCUGGGGGAAAGAAAUACAUUUUUAUUACAUUAUUAUCCCUCAUUAAACAUUGAAUUAAGUUGUUUCAAAUAACACACGACUGUAAAGACAGACUUCAUCAGCAUUUCUGUUCAUAGCUGUGUUCAUUUGACAAACGUAUUUAUCUGUUGUGGUUCAGGAUGAAACUGUUCAUGCAAACAUGAUAGUUUCAUUUAUUACAGUAACCAUAGUUAAGAUGCUAUAAAUUUACUGGUUCCUGUGAUUAAAAUGUUUGCAUUCACUGCUUUAUGGUAGAACACACAACCAGUCAAACCUUCCUCCACCUCUGGUCUAAUCUGUAAAGACUGAUCACCUGACUGUUAACUACUGAUAAAUCCACGGUGCUGUUCCUUAUACUGGACCACACGCUACAGGGGAAGGUUUCAAGGCCUUUUAGUAAACAUGAGUCAUAGGUGUGGAUGGGGCCAGAGGCACAGGCCGUUCAACGAUGCAACGAUUGUGUUUCCUGGCAGUGACAUGAGGUUUUGGCUUUGAGUGCUCUCAGUCUGAUUUUCAUCUGAUGGAAGAGGUUUUGAAGAGGGGCUGAGGAGUGGGAGGGAUGAAACCAAUUCUCAUUCUGACCCUGCUUGUAUCUGCAAGAGUAAGAACUUACAAACCUUCAGUAAUAGGCUGCCACCUAAUUAGAUGCUGCCCAUGAAUAAUAAUUUAUAGCGAUGUUUAACGUGAUUUAAAUCAGCGUUUAAUGUCAUGACGUCUCCAGUGGAGCUGGAACAAAGACUGGUGAUGAACGAUGGGGCCAGGGGACAAU